AUGCUGCAUUUGAGCGAGUGCCCAGAAAGAACGGUCUGCUGUAUAGUGCCUGGCUGCACUACCAUGGUAAAGCAGAGGGAUGUACUGCAGCACUUAAUAAAUGCAGCCUCUGCCCACAUUGUUCUGCAGGAAGAAGAGGUCCAGCCUCUGCAGUGCCUGAUGCACUUCCAGGUGAGAUGCUUGAAUUACAAGAAUAUUAAAAAAAAAAAAAAGGUGUGAUAUGAAUAUGAAGUGAACAUUCGGUUUCAUUUCAGAGAACCAAACCACGAUAGAUUUUAGAAGAGAAAGGUGUUUUCUCCUUCUGCUGGAGGGGAGAAAAGUGGAGUGACAUCUGGGAGCCACACCUGUACAGCACUGAGUCUAGGUGCUCGAAUGGAAACAGGUGGAGGGCGCAUCUAUGAUCUGCGGGAAUGUCCUUGGAGCUGGUGUCCGAAGCGAUGCCAGUGGUAG
Messenger RNA from Pocillopora meandrina, 450 nucleotides. NCBI's taxonomy places the organism in Eukaryota, Metazoa, Cnidaria, Anthozoa, Scleractinia, Pocilloporidae. The record is from the annotation of a GenBank genome assembly.